UAGUCCCGUCCACAAGCGCAGACAUCAACAAGAGAGCGGGUUACCGAUGAGGGUAGAUGUUCAUAAGUCACAGCGUAACGACGCGGUAUUCGGACUGUUAUUACUUUGGAUCAGCUCCACACAACUCGCAGAAAGAUGUUUGGCUUUCACAAGCCUAAAAUGUACAGGAGUUUGGACGGCUGCUGCAUCUGCCGUGCAAAGUCGUCAAGCUCUCGUUUCACAGACAGCAAGCGCUAUGAGAAAGACUUCAGGAGUUGCUUUGGACUGAGUGAAAGCCGGUCUGGAGAAAUCUGUAAUGCCUGCGUGCUCCUUGUGAAACGGUGGAAAAAACUCCCUGUGGGAACCAAGAAGAACUGGAACCAUGUUGUUGAUGCCAGAGGAGGUCCCAGCUUAAAGUUAACUUCCAGGCCCAAGAAAAUAAAGUCCAUCUCCAAGAAAGCACGACCGAGCCAGAUCAACAGGCUUCAGAAGGAGCUGAAAAGACACAACUCAGAUGCCCACAGCACCACCUCCAGUGCCUCCCCUGCUCAGUCUCCCAGCUACAGCAACCUGUCAGACGAGGGGUCCGACACAGAGCUCAGCCCAGGAUCCAGCCGCUCCCCCGUUUUCUCAUUUCUGGACCUAACAUACUGGAAGAGGCAAAAAGUGUGCUGUGGAAUAAUCUACAAGGGGCGCUUCGGGGAGGUGCUCAUCGACCCCCACCUGUUCAAACCGUGCUGCCGCAACAAACGACAACAACAACAACAGCAGCAGAAGCAACAACAGCAGCAGGAGGAGGAGGAAGAGGAGGAGGAGGACGAGGAAGAAGAGGUGGAGGCAGAGGAGGGUCGAGUGUGUGUGGAAAAAUCCCAGAUGGGAGAGGAAGUGAAGGAGAUGGCAACUUGUGGUGAAAGUGCAGAGUCUGCUCAGCUGCAUGUUGCAUCGCCACCAGUCAGGAGUGAGGUGGUGGGGGAGGAAGGGUGGUAAAGUCACCCCCCCACACACACACACACACAUCUCUGAAGAAAUCUUGAGGUGCUGUUUUUUUUUUUCUCUCAAGCACUUAUAGAAAAAAGUGGCCUCAGAUUGCCUUCAGUUACAAAGCAGCUGAAAAAUCCUUUCUCCAUAAUGAGGAUUGUUGAUUGCAUUUAAAUGAUAACUUAUGGACUGUUGUGUUUCUCCGUUGUCUGUCUUUACUUUGUAUUUAAUAUUUUUGCCAUCCCGACGAUGGACCAUCAUACUCGGUGUAAUUGAUCUACUUUGAAAUGCUGGAGCUCCACUUUGCUGGUACAUUUUUAUCAGAUUUUAUUCCAAAACGCAAUACAUCCACUUAUUUACAGAAAAAAAGGUGCUACUUAAAGCUCACAAACACAGCUGAACCCAUCUCAGUGAAGAUGUUUUAUAAGCAUAUAUGUUAAGAUGACUAAUAUAAUGAGGUUAAUUAAUUUUGGUUUCUUUGUUCAGAGUUGAUAUCUGGGUUUUUUUUUUUUUUAAUGGUGGAUAUCUCCCGUUUUGGAAUGAAUGACACUUUACACUGAUGGAGCACAGACCUGUACAGUAACCCUCUGUUUUUCUGUCUGCUCACGACAACAUCCACUCCUAACAAAGAGUUUGUGGUUUUUAGACUGGAUUAGCGUUUCUGUGUGUAAAUACGUAUGGGUCCCAUUUGAAUAAGGCCUAUUCACAGCUUCAACAGCAAAUACACCAGCCUUAAUUAUGUAUUACAGACAGCGCUAGUGUUAAAUCUGGAUUGGUAUUAAGGAACAAAAAGGGACAGUACAAAUAUUUAUUGUGGCCUCAGCAACACACACAGUGCAUUUUUGCAUGAAUGGCAAGCCCACUCAUCCAAAAGACCGACUGAUCUGAUGCAUGAGUCUUCUACAAAUUGCAUGGCCUUAUAAAAAAUUGUAAAUCUUACUUUUAUUUUUUUGGAUCCAUUUUUCUGAAGUUUUAACUUAUUUUUAUAUGUAAAAAAAAAAAAAUACAAAUAAAAGUGUCUUUGCAUAAUAAUACCACACAAUACAACAGCAAAACACAAAAAUCGGUCUAUCAGUCAUUUUAGCAAUAUCAAUAUCAGUGAUUUCCAUCAUUCCCGGGUCAGUAUACGGUAAAAGACUUUAUACAAGCUAAAAUUCUAUGCCAUUGCCUCUUAUAUACCACAAAUGUGUUGUGAUAUAUUGCCUAAUAUUACUUUAUUUAUCAAAUGAAAGCCAAAGCACAUUGAAAUUCACCCAAUGUCAAAUCAAUGCAGGUUUUCUAUGGACACUUGUGCUUGUCCGAGGUCAUUUAUAUGUAUGUUUUAAAAAUAACACUAAUAUGAAAUUUCAUACAUGUGAUGUUGUAGUUAGGAGCAGCGGGUGUGUUAUGUACAUAAGGGGUUGGAUGAGUCAUAUGGCUCUUUAUAUAGGUUUCAUUAUUUAUUUAUUUCAUAUUUAUUUGUAUCCCUACUUAGAGAAGUGAAUUCUUUUCAUCUUUAGCUUACUCAUAGUACGGUUUUAUUCAUCAGAAGUCGAAUGUUAUUCUUAUGCAGGCUUUGGUUAACAUUGCGUUCAAUUACUGGUUGUCAAUAUUUGUGAAAUGUUAAAUAUUUAUUUGCUCAUCGGUUGAGUUGCGUGCAACCUAACUUAUUCUGUAUCAUCACUUUGGAUUUUUAUCAUGUAGACUGAAACAGCUGAUAGAUUGCAACCAAACUGUACUUCUCCCUUUUUACCUUGUAGCUUAAAAAUGUCACAGAAUAGUAGGAUACAAUAGUAGGAUACAUAACUCUAGACUUGCAUGUAUUGUUGCUAUGCAUUUACUUAACUUACAAGUUAGACAAAAUGGUUUUGUAUUUUUUAUACAUCAUGUACUUUUUUUUUUAACUUUUCCCUUAAUAAAAAGUAAUUUUGUGAGCUUUCUGGA
Molecule: messenger RNA, 2880 nt
Organism: Pelmatolapia mariae (spotted tilapia)
Lineage: Eukaryota; Metazoa; Chordata; Actinopteri; Cichliformes; Cichlidae
Gene: sinhcaf
Product: SIN3-HDAC complex associated factor
Exons: 6
Coding region: 136-966 (276 amino acids)
Biological process (GO): negative regulation of cell migration
Cellular component (GO): Sin3-type complex
Source: RefSeq, a predicted model, not a curated record